UGCAACGUANNGUACCCGGCGACCCAUGUGGGACACCUGAGUGCUGGUCAAGAAAAGGCAUUACUCGCUUUCAAGGAGCUAUGUCAGGAGAAGGGAUACUACAACCCGACAGGAGGUCCCAAUGGACUUCCCAGNCGGUAUUUGCGUGCUCGCAAGUUUGUUCCCGGCGAAGCGUUUGGCCAAUUCAAGGACACAGAGGACUGGCGCAAGGAGAAUCAGCUCGAGAAGCUCUACGACACCAUCGAUGUUGGCGAGUACGAGCAGACUCGUGUUUUGGACCGCCGCGGUAUUCCUGUAUACAUCUUCGAAGUCGCCCACUUGAACAGCAAGGCCGUCUCGGCCUACGAAGCCNNCUCAACCUCGUCUAAGAACCAAUCCGUGCAGUCUAAGAUUCCUGCUAAGAUGCUCCGCCUGUUCGCUCUAUAUGAGAACCUCACAAACUUCGUGCUGCCUCUCUGCUCGGAAAUGCCAAACCGCCCCUUCCCAGAGACACCCGUAUCACAAUCGAGCAACAUUGUUGACAUCUCCAACGUUGGAUUGAGACAGUUCUGGAAUUUGAAGAACCACAUGCAAGAUGCCAGUCAGCUGGCUACUGCACACUACCCUGAAACUCUGGACAGAAUCUUCAUUAUUGGAGCACCUUCAUUCUUCCCUACCGUCUGGAGCUGGAUCAAGAAGUGGUUUGACCCCAUCACUGUCUCCAAAAUCUUCAUUCUUUCCAAGCAGGAAAUGUACCCAACACUUUCUAAGUACAUUGAUCCGGAAAACAUUCCCGAACAAUAUGGCGGCAAGUUGAAGUACAAGUUUGGAGAGCUGCCCAAUAUUGACCCAGACCUACACAAUGUGCUUCAGUGGACUGCACCGCAUAAGCUCAAUGGCAUGGACACAAUUCCUAGCGGACCCAUCAGAUGGGUGACUGAGCCAAACGGCGACAAAAUCGCCGUCGCAGUAGGCACAGAGAACGGCAAGCCUCGCGACCGCAAGGUCGCCAUCGUCAAGGCCUCUCAGCAACCUUCAGCUGCCGCUCCAGCCGCAAGCGAAAAGGCCAGACAAGACGCAGACCUCUACAGAACCACCAGCGGCCUCAACACACACCCUCCAAGCCCACCUGCAGGCCAAGAAACCCUGCCUCCUCCUUCCUACGACGGCACUCCCUCAUCCGCAACCCCCGCAACGACUCUCCCCGUGCGCGAACACCACCAAGUCUCUUCCACGCAGACAUCUGCAAACCAGCCCAGCACAGACAGAACAGGCACUUCAGGUACGAGCUACAUAGCGCAAGCGCACACGCACGCCCACGGCACCCUCGCCAACGGCACCCCCGAAACGCGCCAAGGCACUUUCGGCGACACCUAUGGCGUAAACGAACCUAACACGAUCGGACAGGCGCCUAAGGAACAUCCCAUGCCCGAGCCCGAGGUGAUGCAACCUACUUAUGUCGAUCAGGCUAAGGAGGUUGCCGGUCAAGCGUAUAGCACUGCUGCCAAUGUUGGUGCUAGCGCGUUGGCUGCUGUGGGCUAUGGCACCAAGGAAGAAAACAAGGAAGCAGUUGAAGAGCAGGCUCCUCAAAAGCCAGAAGAUCCUAGAGUGGACGCUACGGGUGAUAGAAAUGUAGAGGAGUAUCUUCGCAGCAAGUAUGUGAGUCCUCCUGCUGCAAAAGUCAGUGGAUUGAAAAAA
Aureobasidium musti is the source of this 1677-nucleotide messenger RNA. NCBI's taxonomy places the organism in Eukaryota, Fungi, Ascomycota, Dothideomycetes, Dothideales, Saccotheciaceae. The record is from the annotation of a GenBank genome assembly.